Molecule: messenger RNA, 912 nt
Organism: Cornus florida
Lineage: Eukaryota; Viridiplantae; Streptophyta; Magnoliopsida; Cornales; Cornaceae
Product: RING-H2 finger protein ATL8-like
Exons: 1
Coding region: 97-642 (181 amino acids)
Source: RefSeq, a predicted model, not a curated record
AAAAGUUCAUUAUGCAUAAAAUGAAAACGUUAAAAACUUGAAGAAGGUAGAAUUCUUCUCUCUCACACAGACACACACAGAGCUCUCUUCACAUGAAUGAUGAGUCCUCGUUCAAGAAUUCUAGGAAGUGUAAAUUCGACGACGACGGAGUCGCCGGAGGUCAACACCGUCGACUCGGACUUCGUCGUCAUCCUUGCUGCCCUCCUGUGCGCCCUAAUCUGCGUCCUCGGCCUCGUGGCGGUAGCUCGAUGCGCCUGGAUUCGCCAGAUCGCGGGCAGAGCCGCCGGCCGUUCAGCUCCUCCGCCUCCGGCGAACAAAGGCCUGAAGAAGAAGAUCCUGAGGUCGCUUCCUAAAGUCACGUACACUGUCGAAGACGCCGGGAAAUUCUCCGACUGCGCUAUCUGCUUGGCGGAAUUCGUCGCCGGGGACGAAAUCCGAGUGUUGCCGCCGUGCGGCCACGGAUUCCACGUCGGAUGCAUCGACACGUGGCUCGGAUCUCAUUCGUCGUGCCCGUCGUGUCGUAAGAUUCUGGUGGCUAGGUGUCAGAAGUGCGGUGGCUUGCCGGCGAGCUCAGUCGCCGGAGCUGAGACUGAGGCCCGAUUGAAACAAAGAGAAGAUAAUAUCAAUAGGUUCUUGCCUUAGCUUAGAAGCUUUGUUUAACCUUUUUAAAUUCUUCAAGCAAUUAGGGUUUGGAAAUGAAAAUUAGAUUGUUCAGAAUAUAAAUCUUUACAUCUGUACAUAAUAUAUAUUCUGAACCUACCCCCAAAAUUUUAUAUAUAUAUAUAUAUAUAUAUUCUGUAAUAUUUAUGUAGAAUUUUUAGUUCCUUGUUUGUGGUUACAAUUUUUAUUUUUCUGUUUUUAUGACUUGUGUUGUUACAAAAAGUUUAUGUGGAUCAAUUUCAUUUUCUUGCA